Messenger RNA from Polyodon spathula (Mississippi paddlefish), 3111 nucleotides. Its product is annotated as kinesin-like protein KIF3C. The record is from RefSeq and is a predicted model, not a curated record. Gene Ontology annotation, biological process: mitotic spindle organization; microtubule-based movement. The transcript has 24 exons. Gene Ontology annotation, molecular function: ATP binding; microtubule binding; microtubule motor activity. The coding region runs from base 404 to 3109 and encodes 901 amino acids. NCBI's taxonomy places the organism in Eukaryota, Metazoa, Chordata, Actinopteri, Acipenseriformes, Polyodontidae.
UUUCGCAACAAGAUAACCAGGAUAUGGCACUGCCACUGUCUGAUGUACCCCAGCGUAUUGACUUGGUCUCCAAAGAGUUGUAAAAAGUCAGCAGGCACCGGCCGCUGUAGCUGUGACGCAAUGCCAGUGGACUACUCAGAAUACAAUAGCAGUGAAAUGAGGCGGUAAAAACAUGCUAUCAAAGACUUUGCUAUCCUGGACAACUCACAAGGCUGUAACCUUCUGAGUUUGACACACUGACAAAAAUAAAGGACUGGAAUCUUUCAAAGUGUGUUCAGUUUUUUUUUUUUCAAGUGGUUCAGAAAAAAUAUUGGAUGAACAAGAGUACAUUUACAGAAAAGAAGCAGAACUUCAAGUGACAAACAGCAAUCUACAUUCCUACAGGAGCCUCCCAAAGGAUGGGAUGGAUGAGGUUGAGGCUGAAGAGUGUAAAGAAGCCAAGAAGAGUUGCCAUGGGAACAAAGGAAAGGCUUUUUGCAAAAGCUUUCGAGUUGUGAUAAGGAUUUGCCCCCGGGAUCCAAAAAAUGAUGAGUUAAAAAGCACCAUUAAAGUGAAAGAAUCAAACAAAAUCAUAGUGGACACUGGGCGGGGCCAUCAGCCUCACAUUUUGGAGUUUGAUGCUGUUUGGGAUGAAAAUGGCUCACAGAAAGAAGUCUAUGAAUCAGCAGCAAAGCCUCUUGUGGGCUUUGUGCUGCAAGGAUUCAAUGGAUGUGUCAUAACGUAUGGGUCACCAGCAAGUGGGAAAACGUACACAUUGCAGGGUGGAUCUCUCACAGGAAAACAAAGGGGCAUAAUCACUAGAGCUGCAGAAGAUAUAUUCAACUCACCUGAAGCAUCAAACUGCACAAUUCGAGCUUCCUUUAUUCAUAUUUCCAAUGAGAAAAUGUAUGAUCUGUUGGACAGCCAGCCACAAGAAGUGAGCCGCAUCCAUGAGAGCGAGGAGAGCGUGUUUUUGGAGGGGUUAACUGAGGUGGAGGUGGCCUCUGCUGAGGCUCUGCUCCAGCUUUACAGAAGAGGGACUGCAAAUAGAAAUGCAGGGGUCUCAAAGGGAGAGUUUGCCAGUAAAAGUCACAUAAUAUUUAAUAUUAUUAUUAUCAACACAAACCUGACAGGCAGUGAAGCACAGGAUAGAACAAUAACAACUAGCAGGCUAACUCUGGUCGAUUUGGCUAGCUCUGGUAGGGUAUCCAGUCGUGGAGCCAUCAGUGAUGGAAGGAGAUAUUUUCAAACUGCUCACGAAAACCCUCAGGAGGCAAAGAUUCUCAAGAGGUCCCUUACAAUAUUUGGAAAUGUCAUCUUUGCACUAAGUUCUCCAGGUUGCCAACAUAUACCUUACAGAGAGUCUAAGCUAACGAGAAUUCUAAGAGACUGCCUGGGGGGAAACUGCUUGACGUCUCUGAUAGUAACCGUCUCCUCAGACCUGUCCUCUGUGCACGAGACUCUGAGCACCCUGCAGUUUGCCACCAGAGCGAUGGCCAUCCCCAGCCGUCCAGUCCGAAACUCCCAGAUACAGAGCUGUGGUGUGCAGGUCAACAACGCCAAAAAUAUUGAAAAGCCAAAAACAAGUGUCGGUAGACCCCAGACUGAGUUUCCUUGUAUAGGUGACAACAAGGCUAUUCAGAUCCAGACUUGCCUUCCUCCAAUCCUCUUCAGUCCAAGUCCUCCUUCGAGAUGCAACGAUAGGAGACGCAAAGAAUCUCUUCCCAAACUGGAACAUCCCAGAGAACUGAAGGUCACCUUGCCCCACCUAGAGAAAUCAAGCGAGAAGAUCCCCUAUUUGGUGAAAUCGGCCCCGGCUCCAGAGAAGAACAAACCUGUGGAGGAGCGGGGCAAGUCUCUGAGAUCUCGCUCCAGCAGUCUUGCGGGACCCCCAGAUCCUCUCAGAGACAAGCAGCCCAGAGUGGAGCCAGCUUCCCCCAGAGUGUCUGUUGAGAGGCUGCCCGCCGAGAUGCUCAAAGCCCUGGAGUGCCCCAACUGUAAGAAGGAGAGGAGGAUCAGGGAUGAGUAUGACAAGUACAUCAUACAGUCCAGGAGGGACAAGGACAGUCUUCAGCAGAAGAUUGCAGAACUAGAGGCUGACCUCAGGAGGUGUAAAGAGGAAAGAGUUGGGGUUUCAAACAGUGGCGAGGAACAGGACAUAAAGGAGAUUGGGCAUGGGGAGACUGUGGUGGAAACACACAGGGACAAGAUGAGCAAUACGCAGGAGGUGGAGCAGUUCCGAAAGAAUCUCCCCGACUCCGAAGCCAAUGAAGGUCAACUGAAGCAGACCUGCAAUGUCCGGCUCCAGCAGGCCCAGCUUCUGCACAGGGCAGUUCUACAGGAGAGAGAUGGUCUGCUCAUUGAAAUCGAGGUGCUUAAAGCCCAGCUUGAUAAGGCCUGCCAGAGAGAGAAGGCUGUGACACAGAGGCUGAAGACAGAAAAGGACAGAGUUACCCUGGAAACCGAGGACCUUAGGAGCCAACUAGAGAAAAGCAAGGAAAGAGAAAAGCAGCUGAUUUGCAGACUGGAAAAUGAAAAGGCGAGAAUAUUGUUGGAACUGGAGGAUAUGAAAGCUGAAUUUAAAAAAUUCAAGGAUAGAGUAACUCUGACUUUAGCUGACCUGAAGAAAGAAAAGGAUGGACUUUUAAUUGAAAUAGAGGAAACCAAAAAUUACAAUGAAAAGAUUAAAUCAGAGAACAGUUCUGUUUUGGAGAAGCUGGAAACCCUCCAGAGGGAGCUCAGUUCCAAACACAAUGGCUGCUACCAGGAUCCCCCUCUGGAACCUCCCUACGUGCACAGCAUGACGACAAACACUGAGAUGAUGAUGAUUCAGGUUUCCCAGCAGAGUGCUGCUGGGAUCAAAUCAGAGAGCAGGUGUUGUUUCAAUGGCUGCAGUAGCAUACAUUGUUCUUCUGCUUUACAUCCGGGUAAAUCUUCAGCGACAAACUCAAUGGAUGAUGAGGAGGUCAUCAAAAUUAAGGAUAUGUUUAAACAACUAAAGAGAGAACGUAACUUACUUCUGGAUGUGAUGGUAAUUAUGUACACGAGAAGGUGGUUUAUUGAAGAAGCAAUGCCCCAUGUCAAAAGGACUAUAAGGAAAUGUGGAAUGAGACUGGAAGACACUGACUGAAU